Molecule: messenger RNA, 876 nt
Organism: Suillus clintonianus
Lineage: Eukaryota; Fungi; Basidiomycota; Agaricomycetes; Boletales; Suillaceae
Exons: 4
Coding region: 160-795 (211 amino acids)
Source: RefSeq, a predicted model, not a curated record
CCUUGUAUAUAUGCUUCGUCUUCUUGCUCACAUUCCUUCCAGCAUUAUUAUUCUUCGCUGCAAUCUAAGCAAGAAGAAUAUGUCUAUCAUACAAGACAAGAAACACGAAGAAGACAAAGGACAAUUAAUCAAUAAUGAGAAAUCCAUUAUGGGAGUUUAAUGGAGGCUCUCAGGUUGCUCAGCUCCUGUGCGUCAAUCCAGUGUCGGCUCCAAUUACCUGGUUGCAGACCAGGAUCUCGAAACACAACGACGAGCAGUGGGCCAUUUGGGAGCCGGUUGCAGGUGACACUUUCAUCAUCACCCCAAACAAGCGUCCUUCGAUUCUGUUUGGGUCAAUUCAAAGUCUGGUUUCAAAUUCCACUCAGCUUACGUGGUCGCAGAGCACAACGUCCGUCCCUUACCCCAUCCUGCCGAAGGAUUUCGACUGGCAGGCUAAUGCCUUUUCUUUUUUCAAGCUUUCAACUGUGCAUUUUGACGCAACGGCUCAAUAUUCUAAUUCGAGGCGCCCAUUUAAAAACGUACGAAGAGGACUCGCUGGCACUGCGUGGCGCCCUAUCCGUGUGCUCCAGUGCCACGUCGACCAGCCGGAUCAAGAUCGCGGGAAGAGUCUCUAUGAUGAAGAAUAUAUGCAGGGGGCAAUCACGUAUCAAUCGGCCUCCUUGCACGAUGUCCAGCACUUCCACCAUGGACUCAUCUUUAACAUACAUUGAUUUUCUCAAUGGAAGUUAUAUUUUUCGUGAGCAGAUCACCUCUAUGACACAAUGUCAUUUUAUGUACCAUGGUCUGCUGAUGUAGUCGCCACAAUGGUGGUCUUGGUGCGCGUGAUAUUGUGCAAAACUCUCUUUGGUAUUCUCAUGACUACACAGUCUUAUGAUU